AUGCCUUUUCAAAGUGUCGAAGAUUUUCUUACUGGUUUAGCACCAGAAUUAAACAAAUACGCAAAAUCGUUGAGAAAUCAAGGUUUUACCUCAACAAAUAUGUUAAAAUUUUUAAAGCUAAAAGAUUUACAAAAUAUACCAUUUGUCGUGCCAGCACCGCAUAGAAGAAUGAUUCUAAGCGCUGUUGCCAAACUCCAAUCGCCUGGAAGUAAAUUCCAAAUCGAAAGUCCACAAUCUACGACAGUCGAUACUCAUGCGUGCAAAAAGAGAAAAACAGAUGGGGAAACCUCAACGGGAUAUAAAAUCGAAACUUCAGAAAGGCAAAGCACAUUUGCGCCAAAAACGCUCUUUUCUGAUGGAACAUUAUCGAAAGGGAACAAUUCCGCGUACGACAUUGUUUUGCAAGAUAAGCUAGAAUUAGAAAAAAAACACACCCUUCUCAAGGCUGAAUUGUCGGAAUACACCAGUAAACCUGUCGAACUAAUGCCUCUUGCAUUGACUGGCAGUCGAGUGAUGAUGGUCACUUGCACUCGAUGCCAUCACCGUGGACAUAGGAAGGAUGGCAAUAAAAACGGAGCAGUGUGCGAAUUCGAACCGUGCGUGGGAUACCACUACUGUGGAAAUCAAAAACUUCAUCCCGAGUUUAAAACUAAGAAACGAGAGGUAAGAUUUCCUAAUUGCAUAAUUAUGUUUCGAAAUGUGGGAACCACUUUGUCUAUAUUCAGUUAUAAAAUACAGGGCGUAUCAAAAUGCACUUUCAAAUUAAAGUUUGCCAUUGUAAUAAUUUAACAGCCACGAUUGUAUAAGACGUUCUGUUUUUGCCAAUUCUAAGCUAUUGCAGUAUUAGUAAUGUAGUAUUAUAGUAAUACGGCUGUCAAAUUACCACAAUACUGUAAGUUAUGGCUAAUUUGAAUUUAAAAAGGUAACACCCUGUACAAUACAGUGUUUACAGUAACUCUGAAAACAAUAACCAUUUUGAAAUUGUAUAUUACAUGCAGAAAUACGAAUAAACGAUUUAUUACAACUACUUUUGAAUGCUUUUAAUAUAGAAAGAAAAAGCUCUCAAGAUUCUAAAUGAAAAAAUUGAUCUCAAGAGUAAAGAGCUGGACCAGUUGACUGAAUUCGCUGACGGAAAAAAGCAAGGUAAACUUUGUGCGAAAUGUUCGUCCGAGACUUCAGCGGCUUUUCCCCGACAAAUACAAAGGAAAGGACGGGAUGCAGCAGCUACUUAG
This is a messenger RNA of Paramuricea clavata, 1232 nucleotides long. NCBI's taxonomy places the organism in Eukaryota, Metazoa, Cnidaria, Anthozoa, Malacalcyonacea, Plexauridae. The record is from the annotation of a GenBank genome assembly.